Oncorhynchus masou masou (cherry salmon) is the source of this 3430-nucleotide messenger RNA. RefSeq names its product protein shisa-4-like. The record is from RefSeq and is a predicted model, not a curated record. The transcript is spliced from 5 exons. Lineage: Eukaryota; Metazoa; Chordata; Actinopteri; Salmoniformes; Salmonidae. The coding region runs from base 248 to 1054 and encodes 268 amino acids.
GGGAGCUAGACAGCCUGCGGUGCCGCUUUGUGGACAACAACUCCCAUUGUUGGGCGGAGAGAGACAAGUAAUCUUGUUGGUAUAUUCAUUAUCUUCGUUUGAAAAGCGCAUCUGUACAUUGUAUUGGAUUAGUAUGCGUUGAAUACUGCAUCAAUCUCUCAUCACUAGUCAGUUUGUCAUUUUGGUAGGGACUGAGAAAGUAGCUAUUGUACCGGGGUUCGUGUUAAGCAUCGGAAUUAACGGAGCCAUGGCCAAAAGUCUGUCCCUUGUUACUGUUAUUUUGUGUGGGACUCUGAUCCCCUUCGUGACAGCUGGAGAUGACUGUGAAGCCUACCUAAAUGCCUUCAGCCAAUACAAAGCCAAACUGGACUGCAGUACAUUUCAGUGGUGCUGUGGAACGUGUGAGAAUAGAUACUGCUGCAGCAGCCAAUCUCUCAGUCUGACUGAGUCUGAACAGGACCACUGCGUACACAGUGGCACUAUGACCACUUUGACCAUCUCGUCAUUCGUAGUGACAGCUGUCAUCUUCACCAUCAGUUUAAUCUGUUGCUGUGUGUGUCCCUGCUGUUGCCUGUACAAAAUGUGCCGGAAGCCCAGACCGGUGAUAGCCACGACCGCCCACACAACGGUGGUUAAUACUCACUACCCCCAGCAGCCCGUCCAGCCCUACCAGGGGGCCCCCCAGUACCCUGCCUACCAGACCGUGCCGGUCCAACCUGGGUAUGGGGUUCAGCCUCAACCCGGCUAUGGAGGGGGCCAGCCCAUAGCCACAGCACCAGGCUACCAGGGACAGCCAUUCCAGCCAGGACCACCCCCUCCUUACCAAGAGACUGGUCCAGCCUACCCUCCUGCUAUCCCAGUGUCCUAUAGUCAGGCUGGGUUCAGUCCAGGACAGCUAUCUUACCCCCUCCAGGCUCCAGCCCAGCCCAGCUACCCAGCCCAGCCUCAGCCAGCCUAUCCCUGUGCACCUCCCGCCCAGCCCGACUUCCUCUCUGCCCAGCCUGCUUACAACCCUGCCUUCAUGGAGCCCCAGCCUCCCAAGACUGGCAACUGAAGCAGCUCCUCCCCUCCCAUUCUCCAUCCACCCGCUCUCAUGGGAGACGGACGGACUGGUGGGAUAGAAACAGACAGACUGACUGACUGACUGACUGACUGACUGGUGGGAUAGAGACAGACAGACAGACUGACUGACUGACUGACUGACUGGUGGGAUAGAGACAGACAGACAGACUGACUGACUGACUGACUGACUGGUGGGAUAGAGACAGACAGACAGACUGACUGACUGACUGACUGACUGGUGGGAUAGAGACAGACAGACAGACUGACUGACUGACUGACUGACUGGUGGGAUAGAGACAGACAGACAGACAGACUGACUGACUGACUGACUGGUGGGAUAGAGACAGACUGACUGACUGACUGACUGACUGACUGGUGGGAUAGAAACAGACAGACAGACUGACUGACUGGUGGGAUAGAAACAGACAGACAGACGGGUGGGAUAGAAACAGACAGACAGACUGACUGACUGGUGGGAUAGAGACAGACAGACUGACUGACUGACUGACUGACUGGUGGGAUAGAAACAGACAGACAGACUGACUGACUGACUGACUGACUGACUGACUGGUGGGAUAGAGACAGACAGACAGACAGACAGGUGGGAUAGAAACAGACAGACAGACAGGUGGGAUAGAAACAGACAGACAGACAGGUGGGAUAGAAACAGACAGACAGACUGGUGGGAUAGAAACAGACAGACAGACUGGUGGGAUAGAAACAGACAGACAGACGGGUGGGAUAGAAACAGACAGACAGACUGGUGGGAUAGAAACAGACAGACAGACGGGUGGGAUAGAAACAGACAGACAGACGGGUGGGAUAGAAACAGACAGACAGACGGGUGGGAUAGAAACAGACAGACAGACUGGUGGGAUAGAAACAGACAGACAGACUGGUGGGAUAGAAACAGACAGACAGACUGGUGGGAUAGAAACAGACAGACAGACGGGUGGGAUAGAAACAGACAGACAGACGGGUGGGAUAGAAACAGACAGACAGACGGGUGGGAUAGAAACAGACAGACAGACUGGUGGGAUAGAAACAGACAGACAGACUGGUGGGAUAGAAACAGACAGACAGACUGGUGGGAUAGAAACAGACAGACAGACUGGUGGGAUAGAAACAGACAGACAGACGGGUGGGAUAGAAACAGACAGACAGACGGGUGGGAUAGAAACAGACAGACAGACUGGUGGGAUAGAAACAGACAGACAGACUGGUGGGAUAGAAACAGACAGACAGACGGGUGGGAUAGAAACAGACAGACAGACGGGUGGGAUAGAAACAGACAGACAGACUGGUGGGAUAGAAACAGACAGACAGACUGGUGGGAUAGAAACAGACAGACAGACGGGUGGGAUAGAAACAGACAGACAGACGGGUGGGAUAGAAACAGACAGACAGACGGGUGGGAUAGAAACAGACAGACAGACUGGUGGGAUAGAAACAGACAGACAGACUGGUGGGAUAGAAACAGACAGACAGACUGGUGGGAUAGAAACAGACAGACAGACUGGUGGGAUAGAAACAGACAGACAGACUGGUGGGAUAGAAACAGACAGACAGACGUGUGGGAUAGAAACAGACAGACUGACAGACUGACAGACUGACAGACUGGUGGGAUAGAAACAGACAGACAGACGUGUGGGAUAGAAACAGACAGACUGACAGACUGACAGACUGACAGACUGACAGACUGACAGACUGACAGACAGACUGACUGACUGACUGACUGGUGGGAUAGAAACAGACAGACAGACUGGUGGGAUAGAAACAGACAGACUGACUGGAGCCAUACAUAGUCAUGAUCCGGUCAAUUCACUAAGCUGUUCUCACCUUAUCAAUAUGACUCCAACCUGUUCUCACGUGGGAUUGAACUGAACAAUGCUGUAUCCCAAAUGGCACCCUGUACGGUGCACUACCCUGGUCAAAAGUAGUGCACUACAUAGGGAAUAAGGUGCAAUUUGGGACUUAUCCUGUGUGUUCACUUUGGUUUAGGGCCAGGAGUUUUUCUGAUUGCCUCGUAACCUGGCCAGGAGUCUUUGGUCCAGGGUCUGUUUAGGACCUGGUCAAGCCUUGAGUUUCAUCUCAAAUGGUACCUUAUUCCCUAUAUAGGGCACUACUUUUAACCAGGGCCAAUGGUUGUGGUCUAAAGUGGUGCCCUAUAUAGGGAAUAUGGUGCCAUUUGGGAAUAACUCUGGGCCCCUAUGUUAAAGGUAACGUCUCAUGUUGUUGGUGUUCUUGUUAGAGUAUGUUCAUUACAAACCACACGGAAGAAAACUACCUUGGUUUCUGUUGCAAAGCGUUUUUUUCUGAUGAACACAACCCAGGAUAAAAUUAAACCUCAGUCAUUUCCAUUAAGUUA